AUGUCAUUUAUUUCAGUCUUUAUUCGUAACCACCUCCGGUAAUAUCUCAACAUUCAAAUAAUUUGUUUUAUUUGAAACGAAAAAAUUCUUCGUUUCGAAUUCCUAUCGCAAGUAUCUGAAAUUCAGUGUUGCUCAACGCUUGAUCGAGAUGUGUCAAAGUGCCUGUGGUAGCGUGUCCUAUGCUCUAGCUUAUGGUCCUGUUGGACCCGCCUUGCCGGCGAUGAACUACAAUAACUGUUGUUGUGGUCCCAGUCCGCCGUGUGGUCCUUGGACCUGUCCGCCCAACAGAUGCCGUUGCUGCGGUGAAUGCGGCUGCUUCGGACCCUUUUACUAGAACUAUCCCGUAGGAGCUGUCAUAUAUUGUAUGAUAGACGAGUCUUUUUGACCAAACUAAAUUAAUAUCUUUCUGUAUGCUUGCGUGGGAAGUCGGCGAAGUGUUUUUUCUAGGUUUUGUAAUCAAAUAAAUUGUUUGUUUAUGUAAGAAA
Molecule: messenger RNA, 485 nt
Organism: Drosophila albomicans
Lineage: Eukaryota; Metazoa; Arthropoda; Insecta; Diptera; Drosophilidae
Product: male-specific sperm protein Mst84Dc
Exons: 2
Coding region: 149-334 (61 amino acids)
Source: RefSeq, a predicted model, not a curated record